AUGUCAAAUAUCACAGGUGGUGGUGUGAGCUUAUUCUCUUCUGGGAACACAAAUGCUGGUGUUGGUGUAGAGCAAGAAUUACUAUUACCUCCCCAACAAGAAGAGAGUCUAAUUACUCAUCCUCAUCCUGUUGUCAAGAAAAGGAGAAAUCUCCCUGGCAACCCAGACCCAAAGGCUGAGGUGAUAGCUCUGUCCCCAAGUUCACUCUUGGCCACAAACAGAUUCAUAUGCGAAAUAUGCAACAAAGGAUUCAAGCGGGACCAGAACCUGCAGCUCCACAGGAGAGGCCACAACCUCCCCUGGAAGCUCAAGCAGAGGAACCCUAGUGUCGAGGUCAGGAAGAGGGUCUAUGUCUGCCCCGAACCGGGCUGCGUCCAUCACAGUCCGGCUCGGGCCCUGGGCGAUCUCACAGGGAUCAAGAAGCACUUUUGUAGGAAGCACGGGGAGAAGAAGUGGAAGUGCGACAAGUGUUCCAAGAAGUACGCGGUUCAAUCGGACUGGAAGGCUCAUGGGAAGACCUGUGGGACUAAGGAGUACAAGUGUGAUUGUGGCAACGUCUUCUCCAGGAGGGACAGCUUCAUAACUCAUAGGGCAUUCUGCGAUGCCCUAACUGAGGAACACAACAACAACAACGUCAGCACUUUAAACCCUCCACCAACUCAUGUAAUGAUCAAUUCAUCACAAACUCAACCAAAUAAUCACGAUAUUAAUAAUAAUAAUAAUAAUAUUGUUAUUAAAAACAUUAUUACCUCACCACCACAAAUUGACCAUUUUGACCCUCUAGACACCAAGAUCAACCCUUUCAUCGUGACCUCUUCACCAAGACCAACCCCAUUUUCAACUGCCGACAAUUACUUUUUUACCCCUACAACCUCCACCGCCAAUACUACACCUGCUCCUAGCCUCUCCUCCGCCACCUCACCACCAUCCUCCCUCCACCUCACCACCAAUUUGUCCCCACUCUUCCCUCAUCCCGCCAGCUCAGCAUCCAUGUCAGCCACCGCGCUUCUUCAGAAGGCCGCCCAGAUGGGGUCCACGCUCAGCAGCGUGGCGCCAAAACAGCUUGGCAGCGACCAUCAUCAAGGAUUCAUGGACCAAUUCUUCCACGUGGCGGGAGGAGGAGUACUAUUCAACGGGAACUUGCCAGGCUGUCACACCGGCUUCUUCGACGACGGCGAUAGUGAUAAUAGUAACGCUACCGCGUUGUUGAUGAACAACUUUGGUGGCGGGGAUGUGAUGACGACGGUUGACUUCUUGGGGGUUAAUACUAAUGGUGGGCCGGCGCCGUCUUCUACGUCGACAAUUGCGAGGAUUAAUAAUAUAGUUCCGGGGUUUUCGCCGCCGAUUUGA
Linum trigynum is the source of this 1350-nucleotide messenger RNA. The record is from the annotation of a GenBank genome assembly. Lineage: Eukaryota; Viridiplantae; Streptophyta; Magnoliopsida; Malpighiales; Linaceae.